GCUGCGGAGACAGGGAUGGUUGCGGAGUGUUGCCAUGCUUCAUACUAUGCGUGAGAGUCAGCUAGCAUCUGAUACAAGGCGUCAUUGCAUAUAAAAGGGAGGAAUUUCCAUGCGUUUGUAGCACUUCAGCAGUUGACACGGGUCUCUCUGUUUGGCUUCGUCAGGCUUCGUAUCUUCGAAACCUUCCUCGCAGAAUCAUCUUGGCUUCUCUCACUCAUGAAUCCAGGAGAGGAAGAUCCCUGUACUGUCUAUGGCAGUGAAAUGCAUUCUAUUCCUAUGUCUUACUACGGACGGGAUAGUUACAGCGCCUGUGCCUCAGAUGCACCCUAUUCCCUGGGGCAAGAACCCACUACAUUUGGGGAUGCCCAAGACCACCCUCUAACAGCAAGCGACGACCCUUCUUACAGGUCUUCGUAUGCUUCAUGUGAGACUCCUUGGGGCGUGGCCUCGGGCGCAGCCUCUUUUCCUUCUGACGGGACCGCAGACGUCACCGCGGACCCCCAGCAGCAGCCCGCCCUUGCCGGCAGAAGAAGGAGGCAACGCAAACCCAAGUUGUACAACUUGCCGGAACAAGACGACCCAGAGGAAGAAAUGAGGAGGCAAAGGGCGAAGCGAGAGAAGGAGAAAAGGGAGAAACGGCAUCAGGACGAAGUGAAUAUGAAGCGAGAGACAGAGAAAACACUAGAGGAAAACAGGCUUAUGAAAGUAGAGAAGGAACUGAGAAGUUGUAAUAUAAAUAUGAUGGAACAACUCCUGGCCAUGAGUGAAUCAGCCAUGUACCGAGGGCAACCAGAUGAGACGGGGGAGUUUGACCCUUAUGGACAGUACCAGCAACAACACUAGAGACGACCAAAGACAACGAUCCUCGGACAAUUCUUUUUUCACAGUUUUUCUCUUAAUCGAAAGCCAAGAAUCUUACUCCUUUGUAGUAAAUAAAGUUUGUUACGAAAAGAGUUUACCAAAUUACUAGUAAAAUUUACUCCUUAAUGGUGCUUAAUAAAG
Molecule: messenger RNA, 1002 nt
Organism: Penaeus vannamei (Pacific white shrimp)
Lineage: Eukaryota; Metazoa; Arthropoda; Malacostraca; Decapoda; Penaeidae
Source: RefSeq, a predicted model, not a curated record